AGUAGAAUCAGUGGAGGGCUCGGGGCGUGUAGGCAGCACGUCUUUGGUCUGGCAAAACAUCAAUUCAAAUCACAACACUUGGUGUCAGCUGUGAACCUGUGAAGUUUACACAGCUACUCAGCACCUUAAGAUACAGACCAGUCGAAAUACCAAGACAUUUGCCCCAAACGCAACAAUUUCAGAAUCUUUCUGCACUGCUACGUCUUUAAAGGUUGUUAGAGGGUAGGGAGCUGAUUGAGGAAGCCGGGGUUGAGAGUACUAAGCGCGGUAUAGUUGUGGAAGAAGGACUCGCUGAUCAGCGCGUAGAUGGAGAUCUGCAGCUAAAAUUGCAUCGGACAGGUUUUUACAGAUUACGAAAAGACAAAGGGGAAAUGUGUAUGUAGCGGAGAUGCUGGAUAGUUUUCAGAACGUUUUCGUUUUUUCACAGAUCUUAACUGCAAUUUUGGAGUAUUGGUGAAUUCGGAUUCCCGUAUACACACCAUCUGCAGUGCCAAUGCGGCUGCAGUGAAGUGGGAAAAAUCAGCAAUUACAGGUCUACAAUGCUUACAAGUGGAAGAACAACCUUGGGUCAAGAUUGGUUAAAACUGUUGGACUGAGAAUUCAUCCUGGGAAAAGAAAUUGUAUUGAAAUUGUAGAAAUGGCAUCUGUUCUGUGGAAAUUGACUUGUUUGACAUUUUACUUCAUGCCAGUUCUAACAACUGUAUCUGCCUCUAGGCAACCUGUGCACAUCAACAAGGAAUUCAGCACUUUCCAUUCUGAAUGGACUUUCAACCACUUGGCUGUGGACGUAAGAAAUGGGAAUGUUUACCUGGGUGCUGUAAAUAUAAUCUACAAACUUUCAGGUGACUUGAAAGUCCAGGCAACCCACGAAACUGGACCAGAUGAUGACAACCCUAAGUGUUAUCCUCCAAAGGUGGUCCAGCCUUGCAAUGAGCCACUAACCAUAACCAACAACAUUAACAAAAUGCUGUUGAUAGAUUACAAAGAAAAUAGGUUGCUGGCGUGUGGUGGUCUUUACCAGGGGAUCUGCAAGCUGCUAAGACUAGAAGACCUCUUCAAGCUUGGGGAGCCAUCCCAUAAGAAGGAGCACUACCUGUCUGGGGUGAAUGACAGUGCCUCAGUGUUUGGGGUAAUUGUCUCCUACAGGGACUCCGAUGAUAAGCUUUUUAUUGCCACUGCUGUUGAUGGUAAGCCAGAGUAUUUCCCUACUAUAUCCAGUAGGAAAUUAACCAGGAACUCUGAAGCUGAUGGGAUGUUUGCCUAUGUGUUUCAUGAUGAGUUUGUGGCUUCCAUGAUCAAAAUCCCUUCAGAUACUUUUACUAUUAUUCCAGACUUUGACAUAUAUUACAUCUAUGGUUUCAACAGUGGAAACUUUGUUUACUUCUUGACUCUGCAGCCGGAAAUGACGAGUCCUACUGGUUCCACCACCAAGGAGCAGGUCUACACAUCCAAACUGGUUCGACUCUGCAAAGAGGACACAGCAUUUAAUUCAUAUGUUGAGGUUCCUAUUGGCUGUGAGAAGAAUGGAAUUGAAUACCGGUUACUUCAGGCCGCCUACUUGUCUAAAGCUGGUGCUAUUUUAGCCAGGUCACUGGGCAUCAGUCCUGAUGAUGAUGUCCUAUACACCAUUUUCUCCAAAGGGCAGAAACGGAGGAUCAAGUCUCCUGAGGAAUCUGCCCUGUGUGUCUUUGUUCUAAAAAACAUUAAUGACCGAAUUAAGGAUAGACUUCAGUCUUGCUACAAGGGAGAAGGAACUUUGGAUUUGGCCUGGCUUAAAGUCAAGGAUAUUCCUUGUAGCAGUGCACUUUUAACUAUCGAUGACAAUUUCUGUGGGUUGGAUAUGAAUGCACCUCUGGGAGUUUCUGAGUUGGUGAGGGGGAUUCCUGUCUUCACGGAGGAUUCGGACAGAAUGACUUCAGUCAUUGCAUAUGUCUACAAGAAUCACUCGCUAGCCUUCAUAGGAACCAAAGGUGGCAAGGUGAAAAAGAUCAGAGUUGAUGGGCCUUCCCAGGGUACCCUGCAGUACGAGACCGUUCAAGUGGUGGAAAAUGGUCCAAUUUUGCGGGAUAUGGCCUUUUCAGCGGAUCAGCAAUACCUGUAUCUCAUGUCUGAAAAGCAGCUGACCCGUGUGCCGGUGGAGUCAUGUGGACAGUACACAACCUGCAGCGAGUGUCUUGGCUCUGGGGACCCUCAUUGCGGAUGGUGUGUUCUUCACAAUACAUGUACUAGAAAAGAGAACUGCGAGCGCUCCAUGGAACCCCGAAGAUUUACAUCCAAUAUCAAGCAAUGCGUCCGGCUGAGUGUUCACCCAAAUAAUAUUUCUGUGUCACAGUACAGUGUGUUGCUAAUCUUGGAGGCCCACAAUGUUCCUGAGCUCUCAGCAGGUGUAAACUGUACUUUUGAAGACUUGGCGGAGAUGGAUGGUCUGGUGGUAGGAAAUCGCAUUACGUGUAUUUCACCAGCAGAGAAAGAAGUUCCUCGAAUCAUUACAGACAAAGGAGAUCAUCAGAUUGUUCAGCUGUACCUGAAGUCCAAGGAAACUGGGCUGGCAUUUGCCAACACAAGUUUUGUCUUCUACAACUGUAGUGUUCAUAAUUCGUGCCUGUCUUGUGUUAACAGCCCCUAUCAGUGCCUCUGGUGUAAAUACCGGCAUCUGUGCACCCAUGACCCACGUGCUUGCUCUUUUCAGGAGGGGAGGGUCAAGCAGUCAGAGGAAUGCCCACAGCUGCUUCCUGCAGAUAAGAUCCUUGUCCCUGUUGAAGUGGUGAAGCCUGUCACCCUGAGAGCUAAGAAUCUACCCCAGCCUCAGUCUGGUCAGCGAGGGUACGAAUGUGUCCUCAACAUCCAGGGAGUGGAGAAGAGGGUCCCUGCCUUACGCUUCAAUAGCUCCAGUGUCCAAUGCCAGAACACCUCUUACUUAUAUGAAGGAAUGGAGAUCAGCAGCCUCCCAGUAGAUCUGAUGGUUGUGUGGAAUGGUGACUUCAGCAUCGACAAUCCAGCAAAUAACAAAGUUCACCUGUACAAAUGCGGGGCUAUGCGGGAGAGUUGUGGCAUGUGUCUGAAGGCAGAUCCCCAUUUUGGCUGUGGAUGGUGCAAAGGGGAGGACAGAUGUACAUUGAAACAGCACUGCCUUCUGCCAGAGUGGCUGGUGUACUCUGGGAUGAACAGCAAGUGCACAAAUCCAAAAAUAACAGAAAUAACUCCACUAACAGGUCCCAGGGAAGGUGGCACACGGGUGACAAUACGUGGAGAGAAUCUUGGCCUAGAGUUCAAGGAAAUUGUGGCGCACGUCAAGGUGGCUGAAGUGGAGUGUACCCCAGUGCCAGAGGGAUAUAUACCAGCAGAACAGAUUGUGUGUGAAAUGGGACGAGCUGAGCACAGCCAGUAUGCUGGAUAUGUGGAAGUCUGUGUGGGAGAGUGCCGGCCCGAGUUCAUGGCAAGAUCCUACCACUUAUAUUACUUUGUGGUGCCGAACCUGUUGGAGCUGAAGCCUAGUCGAGGCCCUGUGUCUGGGGGCACCACUGUAACCAUCACUGGAAGUAACCUUGACGCCGGAAGCAAUGUCUCCAUCACGUUCAAAGAUCAGAUGUGUGUUUAUCACAGGAGAGCAGCUAAAGCGAUAGUGUGCAAGUCCUUGGCCUCUCAGCAUGGGUACGGGAACGUCACUGUGUCAGUCAGGGUGGACCGGGCCAGGAUCCAAAAAGAGCUGCAGUAUGAAUUUGUGGAGGAUCCCACAAUCUCCAAACUGGAGCCAGAGUGGAGUAUUAUCAGUGGUAGUACACCUGUAACAGUGUCAGGAACCAAUCUGGACAUCAUUCAAAACCCUCUAAUCCGAGCCAAGUACAACGGAGUGGAGACUCUCAAUACCUGUGAAGUACUCGACCCCUCCACAAUGAUCUGCCAAGCGCCAGAAUUAGCAGUGAGUUCAAACCAUCAGUCUGAUAUCGUAGAGCGUCCAGAUGAGUUUGGGUUCAUUCUAGACAACGUACAGACACUGCUGGUAUUUAACAACACAAACUUCAUUUACUACCCAAACCCCACGUUUGAACAUCUGAGUCCCUCCGGAGUACUGGAAUUAAAACCUGGCUCGCCCAUCAUACUAAAGGGUCGGAACUUGCUCCCUCCUGCACCUGGUGGGAAUGCCAGACUGAAUUACACUGUGCUGAUUGGAGAGAAGCCCUGCACUUUAACAGUGUCUGAGACCCAGUUAUUGUGUGAAUCACCCAAUCUUACUGGGAGGCACAAAGUACUGGUACGUGUUGGUGGGGUGGAGUUCUCCCCUGGCGUAGUGCACAUCGCCUCAGACAGCCCGCUCAGCCACACAGCUAUCGUCAGCAUUGCAGGGGCAGGCGGCCUGCUCAUCAUCUUCAUUGUGGUGGUGCUCAUCGCCUACAAGCGCAAGUCCAGAGAGAGCGACCUCACCCUCAAGCGGCUGCAAAUGCAGAUGGACAACCUGGAGUCCAGAGUGGCUUUGGAGUGUAAAGAAGCGUUUGCAGAGUUACAGACUGACAUUCAUGAACUGACCAGUCAUUUGGACGGAGCUGGAAUCCCAUUCCUCGACUACCGGACCUACACAAUGAGGGUCCUCUUCCCUGGGAUUGAAGAGCAUCCUGUACUGAGAGAUCUAGAGGUUCCUGGAUACAGACAGGAGCAGGUGGAAAAGGGAUUGAAACUGUUCGGCCAGCUCAUCAACAACAAGGUGUUUCUCUUGUCAUUUAUCCGCACCCUGGAGUCCCAGCGCAGUUUCUCCAUGCGGGAUCGGGGGAACGUCGCCUCGCUGAUCAUGACAGUUCUGCAGAGUAAACUGGAGUACGCCACAGAUGUGCUGAAGCAGCUGCUGUCAGACCUCAUCGACAAGAACCUGGAGAGUAAAAACCAUCCCAAACUGCUUCUGAGGAGGACUGAAUCUGUUGCCGAGAAGAUGCUGACCAACUGGUUUACCUUCCUGUUGUACAAGUUCCUCAAGGAAUGUGCAGGAGAGCCUCUCUUCUCUUUGUUCUGCGCAAUCAAACAGCAGAUGGAGAAGGGACCCAUUGACUCUAUCACCGGCGAGGCUCGCUAUUCACUCAGUGAAGACAAGCUCAUCAGACAGCAAAUAGACUACAAGACACUUCUUGUGAACUGCAUAAACCCUGAUAAUGAGAAAAGUCCUGAGAUUCCAGUGAAAAUCCUGAACUGUGACACCAUCACCCAGGUCAAGGAGAAGAUUCUCGAUGCAAUAUACAAGAAUGUGCCCUAUUCCCACCGACAGAAAGCAGCUGACAUGGAUUUAGAGUGGCGCCAAGGGAGAGGAGCAAGAGUUAUCCUGCAAGACGAAGAUGUCACCACCAAGAUUGAGAAUGACUGGAAGAGAUUGAAUAUGCUGACACAUUAUCAGGUGCCAGAUAGCUCAUUGGUGGCUCUUGUUCCAAAACAAGUUACAGCAUACAACGCAGUCAACAACUCCACCGUCUCCAGAACCUCAGCCAGCAAAUAUGAGAAUGUGAUCCGGUACACAGGCAGCCCUGACAGCCUACGUUCACGUACUCCAAUGAUUACUCCUGACCUUGAGAGUGGGGUCAAAGUGUGGCACCUGGUCAAAAACCAUGAACAUGGAGACCAAAAGGAAGGAGACAGAGGCAGCAAGAUGGUGUCUGAGAUUUAUCUGACACGGCUCCUAGCCACUAAGGGCACUUUACAGAAAUUUGUCGACGACCUCUUUGAGACAAUUUUCAGCACAGCCCACAGAGGGAGUGCCCUACCUCUCGCCAUCAAAUACAUGUUUGAUUUCUUAGACGAGCAGGCAGACAAACACUGCAUCCAUGACCCACAUGUGCGACACACCUGGAAAAGCAACUGCCUGCCAUUAAGAUUUUGGGUGAACGUGAUCAAGAACCCACAGUUCGUCUUCGACAUCCACAAAAGUAGCAUCACAGAUGCCUGCCUCUCUGUGGUGGCACAGACCUUCAUGGACUCCUGCUCGACAUCCGAGCACCGGCUCGGCAAAGACUCCCCCUCCAACAAGCUGCUCUACGCCAAGGACAUUCCCAGUUACAAGAAUUGGGUGGAACGGUACUACUUAGACAUAGGCAAAAUGCCUAUCAUCAGUGACCAGGAUAUGAAUGCCUAUCUAGCUGAACAGUCCAGAAUGCACAUGAAUGAGUUUAACACAAUGAGCUCGCUUAGUGAGAUCUACUCCUAUGUCGGCAAAUACAGUGAGGAGAUUGUGACUGCACUAGAACAGGACGAUGCAGCGAGAAAACAGAGACUGGCAUUCAAGCUUGAACAAGUGAUUACUUUCAUGAGUAUAGACAGCUGAAAACCACUGUCCCAGGAAGUGCUGGCAGAGUAGAAACCGAGCCGUGCCUGAAUGAAGACUGUCAUCUUUUUACCAUCACCAAGUUCCAUUUGGCUACAAGUUGUCACCAAAUUAUCUCUGCUUUGCGCUACUUGUGGAAAAAAAAUACCUGGGGAUGACUGAACUUUUUGGCUUCUGGUUGUGCAAUGAUAUUCAUUUAAUGAUUCACCAUGGAAAUACAUCACUAUGAAGACCUAUGAACAACAACAACAACUUGUAGAUGUAAAAUUGCUGUGCUUCCUUACAUGGAGAGCUUACUCUAGUCUGAUGUAUUGAUAUUAAUCUUGGUAUAUUUUAAGUGCUGCUAGAACAGUCGGGUAGAGCAGUUUGGGGACCAUUGUUGUCAUCAUCAAUUUUAUAUUUAAAUACAAAAGGUAUCGAAAAUUGUUAAUGUGAAUUAAUAUACAGCUCGCAGAAAAUAUCUUCCGUUUUUUUUUUUUAUUAAAUGCUGUGAAAUGUUUAAUGAUUUAAAAAAAAAACUGAAAGGGUAAACGCCACUGACAAACGUGGAUAUAACUAUUGUACAUUUCCUUCCCUGUCUCACAUUUGAAAAAAAUCUAAAAUGUAAGAUGAUAUGAACAUACUUAGGUGAUAGUGGAGCAUUUUGUUUUUAGUUGGCAUCUAAUGUCUUGUGGCAAAAGUCCUAAUGUUAAUUCUCAGAGCAACUACUGUAUGUUCACCACUAUUACAAGUUACACAUGUUAAUCAGAUUCAUGAAUAGAUACAGUAUGAAGCAUUGUGAAUGCAGUUUACAAACUAUUUUUUUCUGCAAAAAUGCACUUUUAUGAAAGAGAGAAAUUCCAACAUAAAAAGGCUUAAUUUCACAUCUUGAAUAUAUAGAGAAUCUCUGUGAAGCUACAAAUGCUUGGAAUUUUAAAGUACGCUCGGUUCCAUUUUAAUAUUCUAAAACUACACUUUAAUUGAAUGUACAGUAAGGCUGAUGAUGGUAACAAUGCUUGUGUAUUUCUCCACUGCUGAAGUGUUUAGGAGGAUCUGUGCACAAUAUCCCUCUGUAAAGAGAAAUUGAUUAGAUAUACCCAGUUGUAAAAUAGUCCAUAAUUAAGUGGCAGUGACUUUUUAUUUGAAAUGCCUGGUCUGGGACAAGGACAGUUUUAAAUAAAUGAGCUGUACAAAAAAGAUUGAAAGCUAAUGUUCACAGCAAAUGCCGAUUUUACAUAAUGUCUCUAGACUGCAGAACUGGGAAUUCUAAACUGCCACUUACAGUAAUGCACAGCUGUUUACCUAAUGGAUACAAACAUGUUUUGGACAUUUUAACUGCAUUUUAUAUCACUGGAUGUCCAGUGAUGAAUUUAGUGGAAUGAAUGGACAAUGCUGGCCAGCAAAAAAACCAAAGGAGUCAGAUUUAAAAAACAAAAAGUGCCACAUUGAACAAAAUAAUACAAAAAUGCUAUUUUAUUUAUAGCCUCAGUGUGUCAAAAAUCUGUGGGCAAGCUGGCUUUUAUUCCUGUCCGUUUUCUUUUAGCACACUGUAAAUGUUGCUGAAUACAAUUACCAUUUUGCACAGCAAUAGACGAACAAGAAACCUUUGAAAGAAAGUUCACUUCGUCUUUUGAAGGUACAGCAUUUUUACUUUGAGAUAAAACAAGUUCUCAAAGAGUUUUUGAAAAAAAAAAAAGUUUGGAACAUUGUCAAAAGACAACAAAGCAGCCCUCCCUCCCUUCUACCUUCAAGCUUUCUUUUGUCUUGAAACGUGCCAGACUUGUGAUGUGAAUGUGUGGAUGCCUCUGUAGGCCCAGGUUGGGUCUUUGGCUUUUUAAGCGCAUGUACUACAAUUAAAGAAACAAAAGCCUUGCAAUGAUGUGGAUGUGUUUUUUUAAUUUGCUUGGAAGCAUAAGCCUGAGUGGUUUGUCAUGUUACUAUAAUACUCUCAGUUAAGGUGGAACCUUUAUCCAGUACUCCAUAAAAAACAUUCCAAAUUGUGUAAAGUGUUAGGUGCUAAUGGGACCUUAACUAUCAAUAUCGUGCAUGGUGAUUUUAUAAUCUGGGUGUUAUGAAAUGGAACUGCCUUGAAAUCACAAUAUUUACUCUACCUAUACCAGGUGCAAGUGGAGGUUGUAUUCAACCAAACAGUUUCUCUUGUACUGUAUUAGGUUUAGGUUUAACCCCCUCAAAGAUAUAUCUUCAAGAGUGGGUGUCCCUUUCUAUGAAUAAACUGCUGCCACUAAUACAGUAGUUUACAUGGACCCUUGUGGAGCAAGGGAAUAAUGCCACCAAAGCGGGUGGCAAACAUCCUCAGUAAUUUGGUAUUGUGCCUUUUUAAUAUAAUAUGGAAUUAGAUUGUUUUUUUUGCCAUCAUAUCCACACCUAACAAGUGCAUAUAUAUAUAUGGUGAUUGUUUUCCCCAAAGACCUCUAUUUAAUUUUAUGAGGAAAUCACGCAAGCAAGCAAGUGCUUUUUAGAAUAAGCGUAUGAAAACCUGCCUCCAAAAUUCUGGAAACAACUGAUCAUCCAAUGCAGAUUUUAUUUCGAGCCAUACUUCUUUUCUUCACUGUAUCUGACACUUAUUACUUUGGUGCAGAACCUGGUAUAUUGUAUCAUUUACAUUCUUUAAAUUAAAAUAAUGUUAUGGUGUUUAAAAGGCUGGAUUUCCUUCUCUAAUGAUAGAAAAAGAGUGGCAAGUCAAACAGUAGCAGCUCCUGUCAGUUUUAUCUUUACUGACAUCCAUAAAGCACUUUCCUCAUUGAGGAAAGAGAGGGCUGAGGGCAUAACAUGCAAAGGGAAAACUGACCUUUAAUACCAUCCAUGUCUUUCUUUUGGGGGGGUGGGGGGUAUUUGCUUGUAAAAUGUUUGGUUGUCAGUUUUUUAGUUUAUCGCCAUUAUUUCAAAACAGACAACUCAAAUAUUCAUUAGGGUUCCUUUUUAAUAUAUUACUGUUCAGUGUUGUCAUAUUCUUGCAGGACAGUAUAAGUGUUUUAUGUUUCUGUACAAAAAUAAAUGUGGUACAGAUGAUGUGAAAUCUUUUCAAACUCCCGAUAAAGAUUCCACCUUAAAUGUUUUGUAUGGAAAUGUCCUUAGAGCUCAGUGUUAUUGACGAUGUCAAAAGAAAUGUUAGAAAAGACUUUUAAUAUCAUGAUAUUUGAUGACAAAUUAAAUAUCCUGUUUGGGGGGAAAAAAGAAACUUGGUAAAGGCAAACUUCUCUAACUUUGUUAUAAUUAAUUGUAUACCUGUGUAUGUAAAUACAAUGCAUUCCUAUUUUGCGGUCCAGAACAAAAAUACUAUUUGUAAUAUAGAAUAAACUUUAUUAUGAAACCAAA
This is a messenger RNA of Acipenser ruthenus (sterlet), 9613 nucleotides long. Its product is annotated as plexin-A4. Gene Ontology annotation, cellular component: semaphorin receptor complex. Lineage: Eukaryota; Metazoa; Chordata; Actinopteri; Acipenseriformes; Acipenseridae. The transcript has 32 exons. Gene Ontology annotation, biological process: negative regulation of cell adhesion; regulation of cell shape; positive regulation of axonogenesis. The coding region runs from base 638 to 6298 and encodes 1886 amino acids. The record is from RefSeq and is a predicted model, not a curated record. Gene Ontology annotation, molecular function: protein binding; semaphorin receptor activity.